AUGGAAGAAGAUAUAGUGUGGGAGAUUGGGGAGAUCGAAGCCCAAGGAGGAGGAGAGUCGCCGCCGUUGUUUGACCAAGCCACGCCGCCGCCGCUUUACCCGCCGGCGUCGGUCUCGUCACUCACCCGAGGCGAUGCCGCCGCCGCUUCCAUCAGCAACAAGCGCGGCCGCGUCGCCGCCUCCAGCAAGGCCAUCCAAGGCCUGCGGGAGGUGACGGCGCCGCCGACGGACGGGUCCGACGACGACUGCUGCGCCAUCUGCCUUCAGGAUCUCGAUUACUCCGACAAGGCCCAUCCAGUUCCGGUGAGGGCCAUGCCUUGCUCGCACACCUUUCACGAGCACUGCAUCUUCGAGUGGCUCCGCCGGAACGCCGUCUGCCCUCUCUGCCGCCACCAGCUGCCCACGGAGGACGACCACGAGCAGGAUUAUGCAGAUUACAUUGCAAUAUAUGCUCAACUGACCUGGAGCCCUCAUCAAGAAUGCACGAUUAACUAUGAAAUGGUGCCUACUUACAGCUGCAUGACACAGAUUACUGUCCUCGGCUCGAGCAGGGGUCAAUGGAAUUCAGUUGGCAGCUGUGACAAGGAAACUGAACCGAUAGCGAAUGAACAGGAACCUGCACCAUACACCUUGGUGUACCUGAAUACAACAAAGAUGUCUGACUACAGGAAGGAGGUACACCCUUCAGUCUAUCGCAAACAGAAGUUGACUGAGGAGGAGAGGACAUCGCCUGACAAGAAUGAAUGA
Molecule: messenger RNA, 747 nt
Organism: Setaria italica (foxtail millet)
Lineage: Eukaryota; Viridiplantae; Streptophyta; Magnoliopsida; Poales; Poaceae
Product: RING-H2 finger protein ATL58-like
Exons: 3
Coding region: 1-747 (248 amino acids)
Biological process (GO): protein ubiquitination
Cellular component (GO): cytoplasm
Molecular function (GO): ubiquitin protein ligase activity
Source: RefSeq, a predicted model, not a curated record